Messenger RNA from Bacidia gigantensis, 915 nucleotides. It is a transcript of the gene CYP41, whose product is annotated as cytochrome P450 monooxygenase 41. Gene Ontology annotation, molecular function: protein binding; peptidyl-prolyl cis-trans isomerase activity. Gene Ontology annotation, biological process: protein peptidyl-prolyl isomerization. NCBI's taxonomy places the organism in Eukaryota, Fungi, Ascomycota, Lecanoromycetes, Lecanorales, Ramalinaceae. Gene Ontology annotation, cellular component: intracellular membrane-bounded organelle. The transcript is spliced from 5 exons. The record is from RefSeq and is a predicted model, not a curated record. The coding region runs from base 1 to 915 and encodes 304 amino acids.
AUGGCUUCAGAGAAGCAAGGUGGGGACUUUACAGCGGGCAAUGGUACUGGAGGAGAGUCUAUAUACGGCGAGAAAUUUGAGGACGAAAAUUUCACGCUCAAGCAUACUAAACCCCUGUUGCUAUCCAUGGCAAAUGCAGGCCCUGGUACCAAUGGUUCUCAAUUCUUCGUCACAACAGUACCUACUCCACAUCUUGACGGCAAGCACGUUGUUUUCGGGGAAGUACUAGAUGGAAAAAGUAUCGUUCGACGUAUUGAGGGACUUAUUACCCAGAGCGACAAACCAACCAAAGAUGUCACCAUCUCUGACUGCGGCCAGUUGUCGGAUGAGGAAGCGAAAGAUGUGGGUAAAAAAGCUCCCGAUAGUACGGGAGAUCCGUAUGAAGACUUUCCUGAGGACCAAGGGAAGGAAUUCAAAGCCCCAGAAAUCGCUCAGAUCGCUACCGAACUUAAAGACUAUGGGAACAAGGCAUAUAAAACUGGUGAUCUAAAUCUUGCUCUCUCGAAAUAUCAAAAGGGGCUUCGCUAUCUGAACGAGCAUCCAGAGUCGCAGUCAGAGGAACCUGCAGCGCUCACCAAGGAGCUUACACAGCUGAGGUUCACUUUGCAUUCGAACUCUUCACUGCUACAGAUCAAGCUCAAAGCAUACCAGGAGGCCCAGAGCAGCGCCGAUAAUGCAUUGCAAAUUGACAAUGAGGGAGCAGUAUCGAAUCAAGAUCGUGCAAAGGCCACAUAUCGUAAAGCACUCGCUCUUCUUGGUCUCAAAGACGAUGACGGAGCUGUGAAAAGUCUUGAAACAGCGCAGAAGCUGGCGCCAGGCGAUGGAGCAAUCACAAAGGAGCUCGGUGCAGCAAAGCAGAAAGCAGCAGAUCAAGCGAAGAAAGAAAAGGCUGCUUACAAAAAGUUUUUCGACUAA